UUCUGAUAUAAUAGCCUUUAAAUCAACUUCGGCCCAAUAUUUACUUGGCCGCAAAGAAAAUUGCAGGAAAGUAUAAUUUAUUAUUGGAAAAUAGAUUAACCAAUUUUGUACGAAUUUUUGUUUACCAGUUCAAAGAUGUUGAUUUCAUAAAAUUGUAAUCUUAGAAAAUGGGGAUUAUGAGAGACAGUAAGCGCUCCUCUUCUUCAGCAACUUCACCUUGUGCCCAUUUGAGAACUGCGUAUCACAAUUGCUUCAACCGAUGGUAUUCGGAGAAAUUCCUGAAAGGGCAAUGGGAUAAAGAAGGGUGCAUUUCUGAGUGGGAGAAAUACAGACAGUGUUUAUCUCAACAUUUGGAUGACAAGCAUCUAAGUAGGUUCUUGGAAGCUGAUGGGGUGUUGGGUUUGACUGAUCAAGAUGAAUUCAAGAGCAAAACUGGUGUUUCUCAGUGAUUUUAUUUCCUACUGAGGUGAAUGCUGGGAAUUUAACGAAGUUUUCGUAUUCAGUUUUGUAGUUUUUGUGGAUUUGAUCAUUGAUUCGAACUGAUUAUGUAAUGUUUAGAAGAAGUUUGAAUGUGUUCGACUCUAGUUAUGAAGAUCGAUUAUAGUAGCAGUUCUAGGUAUCAAAUCGUAGUGGGACUUCUGUAGUUACUUUGGAUCAUUUAUUGUAAGAUAAAUUUACGAGCAGCUCAUAGAAUUCCAUUACCACUUUAGACUUUCAGGACUUCAAGGAGAAUCUAGGUAUUGUAUCUUCGUAGAGAUGAGCAGUUCCAUGAGUGUUUGGAGCCAUCUUUGGUGGUGUUAUAUGGAAGUUUUUUCGCUGAAGAAAAGCAAAAACGGAUUUUGAAUCUUGUUCGAAGAGCUACUUGUUCGAAUAAGUUGACAAAAUGUUGAGUAGUAUUAGAAGGGAUAUAUUGUUCGAGAUGAUAGAUUUGAAUACAGCGAUGAGUAGCUAAAUAAGAAGUUGUAUGUUCUUGGCCCUUUUUCUUAUUUGUAAAGGUUAGAAUUGUGAUCAAGGCUGUUUAAUAGUGCUUCAAUACAAAUUGCUACUAUCAAAAUUGCCAUUACUUGUAAGUUUUUACCUUAC
Messenger RNA from Salvia miltiorrhiza (redroot sage), 1083 nucleotides. RefSeq lists its product as uncharacterized. The coding region runs from base 168 to 449 and encodes 93 amino acids. NCBI's taxonomy places the organism in Eukaryota, Viridiplantae, Streptophyta, Magnoliopsida, Lamiales, Lamiaceae. The transcript is spliced from 3 exons. The record is from RefSeq and is a predicted model, not a curated record.